CCGGAUAUUCUUUCAUUUUAGUUGAGAAAGGACAAUGGGCAUGCUAAUUGUAGCCUCUGGAAAGAGUGUGACAUUAUCCAUCAUAAUUGUGUUUUCUGAUCUUGAAGGAGCUUAGCAUUCCACCAAGAACGUUAAGUAAGUAGGAAAGCAGUUUAAGUAUUCAGACACAACAAAGAAGUUGUUGGGAUUUCUGCAUCCCCGUUGUCAUCUUCCACCCCUAACAAAGUGAUGACCUCACAGCAGCAUCCCCUCCCCAAUGCAAACGUCAACCCUCCCCUCCUUGUCCCCCAGAACUCUUCAGCUCACCACGGUAGGCCUCACAUUCACCCAAACCAGCUGGACUCUACUCAGAGUAGUGCUGCGGGGCACCUUGCCCCCCACAGAGGUCUGAUGGGUGGUGUGGGGUCCUCAUCAGUGGGGACCUCCAGCGGAGUGGCAGUGAACAGGGGCGCCUCGGCCUCCUGCACUAACUCUGCCAUUUCCAGGAGGCCCUCGUCGGGACGCUUCGAACCCUGGCCUGAGGAGGCCGUAGACAACGCUUACGGCUUGUACUCACUGCACCGCAUGUUUGACAUAGUGGGAGCCCAGCUCACGCACCGUGACGUGCGAGUGCUCUCCUUCCUGUUCGUGGACGUCAUCGAUGAGUAUGAGCGCGGAGGCAUCAGGAGCGGCCGGGACUUCUUGCUAGCUCUGGAGCGCCAGGGGCGCUGUGAUGAGACCAACUUCAGGCACGUCCUGCAGCUGCUCCGCAUCAUCACACGGCACGACCUGCUGCCCUACGUCACACUCAGGAAGAGACAGACCGUGUGCCCAGACCCAGUGGAUAAGUACCUGGAAGAGACGUCAGUGCGUUAUGUGUCCCCCAGAGGAGGAGAGAGCAGGGAGGCUACACCCCACAGGAGGACAGGCCCCCAACCAGUAAUAUGCUGUUCUCCAUCGGGGCCCCAGGUGGGCCCCCCCCGCACCAAGCCAGGCCCCCCAUUACCGAGCCGCAAAAGGAAGAGGGCCCACACCACAGGAGACUGCAGGGAGAAGCAAACUUGUGACAUCCGCCUACGAGUGCGCGCCGAGUACUGCCAGCAUGAAUCAGCGCUUCAGGGAAACGUCUUCUCCAACAAGCAGGAGGCUCUGGAGAGGCAGUUUGAGAGGUUCAACCAGGCAAACACUAUUCUCAAGUCCCGGGACCUGGGCUCCAUCAUCUGUGACAUCAAGUUCUCGGAGCUCACAUACCUAGAUGCUUUCUGGCGGGAUUACAUCAAUGGCUCCCUGCUGGAGGCCCUGAAGGGCGUCUUCAUCACAGACUCACUCAAACAGGCGGUGGGCCAUGAGGCCAUCAAACUGCUGGUCAAUGUGGAUGAGGAGGACUAUCAGGCCGGCCGCCGCAAGCUGCUCCGGAACCUGGUCACUGGAGGUGGGGCUGGGGCCGGGGCUGCUGCCACUCCCGAAGGGAGCAGAGGGACUCCAUCCUCCUAGAAGCGCAUGUCUGCUUCUUUUAGCAGAAGGGGCACCCAUGUCCCAAAUAAGAUAACUUAACUUCAUGGCGAGGACAGAAGCAAGGAAAGUGUAAAGUACGGUCUGAUUCAGGAAGAAGUAUGAGGAAGAAUGCUGGGUGCCCUGCCCUUUCAUCUAUGAAGGGAAUGUGAAAUUAAAGUGAGCAAGAGCAAGUUGAGUUAGAUGUAUGGAACACAGACAUAAGAUGAGUGUUUUGAAUGUUGAAGGUUUAGUUUUUUCUGCUGGAAGGACAAUGUUAAUAUUUUUUAUUGUAACUUGUGAAUUGACUAUAAAAUCUGAUUUAACAUUUUCUUUUGGUAUCACACAGCUCUUUGCCAUAAAGUGUUCUUGAAAUGGCCCCUAGUAGACUAUUACUACACAUGGCUAUAAACAAGUCCCUAUUGGGACAUUUAGCAUUUUGUUUACUGCCAGACAAGGACAAAAUCAUUGUAAGCCAGAGACAUGCCAUCAUACAAUUAUUUGGUAGUAAAUCAUUUCAAAAUAUUUUUGGUACGUUGUCAAAUGAACUAUUCUUGUGUGGGUCGUUCUUGAUGAUUUGGUUCAAAAGGAUUGAAAAGAUUAAGCGUACUGAGUGGUUUCAGAUGUGCUUGAAAAUUGCAAUACAAAAUUCAACAACAGAAUGCAGUAAUAAGUAUUAAAAAAACGUCAAGUCAUUUUGAAAUAAUUUUGAAUCUACCCUCAUCUCAAAUACAAAUGUCCUUUUUGAAUAUGUGUAUURACCCAUGGCUCAGACUUUUAUUUCUUGAUUUGCUUGUCAAUAUUAGAAUUUAAUCAGAAAGACACAUUCAUUAAAGCUGGAAUCCUUAGUGGUGAAACUGCCA
Molecule: messenger RNA, 2333 nt
Organism: Salvelinus sp. IW2-2015
Lineage: Eukaryota; Metazoa; Chordata; Actinopteri; Salmoniformes; Salmonidae
Gene: dedd
Product: death effector domain containing
Biological process (GO): extrinsic apoptotic signaling pathway via death domain receptors; apoptotic process; regulation of apoptotic process
Cellular component (GO): nucleolus
Molecular function (GO): DNA binding; protein binding
Source: RefSeq, a predicted model, not a curated record